GGGCGCGCGCUUCCGGUCUUUGUGGCUGCGGCUGCUGCCUGACCGCUCCGGGGCUCGGCGGAAAGAGAAAAAGAAAACUCAAAUUCUGAAGCACAAGACUCAGUUGUAGUGAGUGAGCUUUUUGCUAAGCUAUUUCAGCACCAUGGCCGUGGAAUCCAGAGCCAUUUCAACUUUGGUACCUCGGAAUCACCAGGAACUAAUAUUAGUGAAAGUGGAAGAAAGUCUUUCGUGGGGUCAGAAAUCUAGAAAGAAUGGGAGUAAUCAAUCUUGCCAAGAAUUGUUUCGCCAACAAUUCAGAAAGUUUUGCUACCAGGAGACACCAGGGCCCCGGGAGGCCUUGGGCCGACUCCAGGAGCUCUGCUAUCAGUGGCUCAUGCCUGAGGUGCACAGCAAGGAGCAGAUCCUGGAGCUGCUGGUGCUGGAGCAGUUCCUGAGUAUUCUACCUGAGGAGCUGCAGAUCUGGGUUCAGCAGCAUAGUCCACAAAGUGGCGAGGAAGCUGUGACACUUCUGGAGGAUUUGGAGAGGGAAUUCGAUGAUCCAGGGCAACAGGUCCCAGCUAGUCCACAGGGCCCUUCAGUGCCUUGGAAGGAUUUGACAUGUCUUGGAACUUCCCAAAAGUUAACAAAUAUCCAACUCCAGCCUUUAAAGACACAGCUGAAGCCCUGGAACUCUUGCCCUCCCCCUCAAAGUGAUUCUGAAACCAGUGAAUCAGCAGCAAAGGACUUAACAAGAGAAAAAUCACAAAGAAUUCCCCAAGAGCCUUCAUUUGGAGGAAUUAGUGAACAUAAAAGCAGUUUAGACUGGCAGCAAGGAAGUGCUACAGGGGAAAAACUUACACAGCCUUCCCAAGGAGGCAGUUUUAGUCAAGUCAUCUUCACACACAAUUCUGUAGGGGACAGUGUCCAACACAGUGGCCCUCAGAGAAACUUGAUUCUAAGUGCAAAUGCUUUAAUGUAUCAGAAAGCUCCUACUGAUGAAAGACCUUAUAAGUGUGAUGUGUGUGGACACAGAUUCAAACAGCACUCCUCUCUCACGCAGCACCAGAGAAUCCAUACUGGAGAAAAGCCUUAUAAGUGUAACCAAUGUGGAAAAGCCUUUAGUUUGAGAUCGUACCUUAUUAUUCAUCAGAGAAUUCACAGUGGUGAGAAAGCAUAUGAGUGUAGUGAAUGUGGGAAGGCCUUCAGUCAGAGCUCAGCCCUCAUUAGACAUCGGAAAAUUCAUACUGGUGAGAAAGCUUGUAAGUGUAAUGAAUGUGGUAAAGCAUUCAGUCAAAGUUCUUAUCUCAUUAUACACCAAAGAAUUCACACUGGUGAAAAACCCUAUGAAUGUAAUGAGUGUGGAAAAACCUUCAGCCAGAGCUCAAAACUUAUUAGACAUCAGCGAAUUCAUACAGGAGAGAGACCUUACGAGUGUAACGAAUGUGGAAAAGCUUUCAGGCAGAGCUCAGAGUUGAUUAGCCAUCAGAGAAUACAUAGUGGAGAAAAGCCCUAUGAAUGUAACGAGUGUGGAAAAGCCUUCAGCUUGAGCUCAAACCUCAUCAGACACCAGAGAAUUCAUAGUGGAGAGGAACCUUAUCAGUGUAAUGAAUGUGGCAAGACCUUCAAAAGGAGCUCAGCCCUUGUUCAACAUCAGAGAAUCCAUUCUGGGGAUGAAGCCUACAUAUGUAGUGAGUGUGGGAAGGCUUUCAGGCACAGAUCAGUGCUGCUACGCCACCAGAGAGUCCAUGCUGUAAAAACACAGUAUAGCUGUAAUGAGUGUGGGCAAAGCUUUGCUUGGAAUACAGAAUUUAUAAGACAUCAAAGAGCCCAUCAGGAGAAACCCUAUAAAUGUGAUAAAUGUAGAAAGGCAUUUAGUGUAAGCUCAGCUCUGAUUCUUCAUCAAAGAAUUCAUACUGAUGAAAAACCCUAUCCUUGUAGAUGGUGUAUUAAAUGUUUCAGUAGGAAUUCAGACCUUAUUAAACAUCAGAGAGUCCACACCGGUGAAAAACCUUAUAAAUGUGAUGAAUGUGGGAAAGCUUUCAGUCAGAGCUCAGAUCGUACUAUACAUCAGAGAAUCCAUACAGGAGAAAAACCCUAUCAGUGCAAUCAUUGUAGUAAAAGUUUUAACCAGCGCUCAGAUCUGAUUAAACAUAAGAGAAUUCAUACCGGAGAGAAGCCUUAUAGAUGUAACCAGUGUAACAAACAUUUUAGUCAGAGUUCGGAUGUUACAAAACAUCAAAGAAUACACACUGGUGAAAAACCGUAUAAAUGUGAUGUAUGUGGAAAAGCCUUCUGUCAGAGCUCAGAUCUUAUUCUGCAUCAGAGAAUCCACACUGGAGAGAAACCUUACCCAUGUGAUCAGUGUAACAAAAGUUUCAGCCAGAACUCAGAUCUUAUUAAACACCGAAGGAUUCACACUGGAGAGAAACCCUAUAAGUGUAAUGAGUGUAAGAAAGCUUUUAAUCAGAGCUCAGUCCUUAUUCUGCAUCAGAGAAUUCACACUGGAGAGAAACCUUAUCCAUGUAACCAAUGUGACAAAACCUUCAGUAGACUUUCAGAUCUAAUUAAUCACAAACGAAUUCACACUGGAGAGAAGCCUUAUUCAUGUAAGCACUGCAGUAAAAUGUUUAGUCGACGAUCAGAUCUUGUUAAACAUCAUAGAAUUCAUACAGGUGAGAAACCCUACAAAUGUGAUGAGUGUGGAAAAUCCUUCAGUCAGAGUUCAAGCCUCAUUCUUCAUCAGAGAAUUCACACUGGAGAGAAACCUUAUCCGUGUAGCGUUUGUAUUAAGAGUUUUAGUCGUCGUUCAGAUCUUGUCAAACAUAACAGAAUCCACACUGGGGAGAAGCCAUACACAUGUAAUCAGUGCAAUAAAAGCUUUAGUCAGAGCUCAGACCUUACCAAACACCAGAGAAUUCACUCUGGGGAAAAACCCUAUCGUUGUGAUAUUUGUGAGAAAGCCUUCAGUCAGAGUUCUGACUUUGCUCUUCAUCAGAGAACGCACAUGGGAAAAAACUAGAUUCCUGCACAGAUUAGUAAAAGUCUCAGAACUCCAACUUUACCAGACACUAACAAGUCCUCACUGGUGGAAAUACAACUGUAAUGCGUGUGAGAAGGCUUUCAGUGCUCAGCUCUUACAGUGAAUCAAAGAAGCUACACUGGAGAGAAACCUUAUCCAUGCAGUGUUUAUACUAAGAGUUUUAGUCAUUGUUCAGACCUUGUCAAACAUCACAAAAUCUACCCUAGGGAGAAGCUAUAUGCAUGGUAUCAGUGCAAUAAAAGUUUCAGUCAGAGCUCAGAUCUUACCACACACCAAA
This is a messenger RNA of Sorex araneus (European shrew), 3296 nucleotides long. It is a transcript of the gene ZNF397, whose product is annotated as zinc finger protein 397. Bases 143 to 2998 code for a protein of 951 amino acids. NCBI's taxonomy places the organism in Eukaryota, Metazoa, Chordata, Mammalia, Eulipotyphla, Soricidae. Gene Ontology annotation, molecular function: DNA-binding transcription factor activity, RNA polymerase II-specific; RNA polymerase II cis-regulatory region sequence-specific DNA binding. The transcript has 5 exons. The record is from RefSeq and is a predicted model, not a curated record. Gene Ontology annotation, biological process: regulation of transcription by RNA polymerase II.